UUUCAGUCUAGCCGUAACAGCUCACCGCAACGUAUAGACGACGUAAUUCCCUUUACAGUGCAAACUCGUCUCUCUCGCGUUUUUCCUGGAGACCCAAAACGCGCGAACAUCUCCGCGCAACACGUGUGAGUGAGUGUGCUGCGGCAGUGUCAGUUGGCGAAGUGGCGCGCUUGUGUGUUUCCAGAGGCAGCGUGAUCGGAGCAAAAACUUUCACUACUUUCUCAAUCGGCGGCAGAAGACGAAUUCGACCGAACGGAUUCGGCCAAUCACAGAGGCUGCAGAGCUCUUCAGCGAACGACCGGUUUGGGCUUGUGCAAUUCCUAGCGGACGAUCGAGGUGGACUAUUCGUUCGUUCCUACCAGUAGUGUUGAUAGCAGCCGGACAGUUCAGAGCGUACGGGAAGUUAGAUCGAUAGCGUGGACAAAUUAAGUGUUUGUGAAAUUUGGUGAGAGAUUAGUGCAUAUCGGAGUUAGACGGAACAGUGGGUGCAUUGUUGUAUUAGUGACAUUGAAGGGCACUUAUCGUCGCAAUCAGCGUGUAAAGUUCAGUGGAUACCGAAAUUCACGGAAGGGCGCUGAACCUGACGGAAGGCCAAAAGAGGCACACCAAAAUCAACGUACGCUGGACACUAAGAUUGACGACAUGGGCCACCUUCCGUUACCGGUCUUAGCGGAAACCGUCGUCUAAGUACAUUACAGCGCCGAAUUACUGGCAAGCAAAUGACUGAAUUAGCCUCAACUGGAUUGGUUUUCAAGUGGGAUUUCGAAAGUGACACACGCGCCCCGUCCAACAAGUGAGAGUGGAAAUUAAUCGAAGAAAGUGGUGAACACUCGGAGUGUCGGUGCAGUAAUUCUAGUAAUAAAUCGAAAGUGAAGACAAAUUCAAGACCCUUCAGUGCGUGUGGCAAAGCAUCGAGUACAUAGUGUUGCCGAGCAGCUAGGAUAGGAAAAAGUAUGCAAUCAAGUGCGUCCGAUAUGGAGUCGAGGUUGGUUGGGGAGCAUCAAAGUGGCCAUCUUUGCGACAAAAACGGCGUCGUCCCUCGGAGAAAGAUGGUCAGUGGAACGAGCUGGUUGACGAUAAUCGUGUGUCUAAGUGCGUUGACGACCCUAGCCCUGGCCACCGAGGAAAGCACGACACUGGCAAAGAUCGAGGACGAGCCCACCACCAAUUACCAUAAUCAGAAAAUCGAUGACAGUAGUAGUGAUAGCAGUGUGGACCAGUUAACCGAAGAAAUUAGCAACCUGACCAUCUCGACCGAGGAACCCCUCACGGUUAGCACGGCCCGCAGUAGAGGGCCCCUGUUCUCGACCGGAAACCGCCUCUGGGAUGCUCUGAUUGCCGAUUGUAUCAAGAAACCGACGUUUGCUUGCAUUCAAAAGAAUGUGUACAGUUUUCUCGGAGAAUCACUGGAAGUUGGAGACUUUAAUGUGAGCAAUCGGGUGAUAUUCACCAAGAAUCGUGUAGAUUUCACCAAAUAUACCCGGGAGGCAAAUGAAGAUGAUCACCACGAGGCGGAUAACGAGAUUCCAGACGCCAGAGGAGAUUUUGAACCAACGUCGCCCAUCGAGGAGGUUACCACGGCGCUGCAUGACAAAACGCUGAAGUUUAUGCUAACACACGAUGUCAACAUUCGGAUGCCGGAGAUCAUGUUCGAUGGUGCCAUUUUCCGCAUCGAGCCCCGUGCCAUCGAAGGCAAUGGAAUGCUGGCCAAGUUGGAGUUUGUACCCCGGACAACAGUCGUGGCACGUGGAUCGUCGGAGCCCAGGAUCCUAUUCAAAAAGAUAAAAAAAUUCUUCCAAAGCAAGCUGCUGCUGGCCUUCCUCGGGGUCAUCCUGGUCAUCAAGAUCAUCAAAAUCAAAAUCAUGUGGCUGCUUCCGCUGCUGGUCGGCGUCGGCACGGCCAAGAAACUGGUCCUCAAGUUCCUGCUGUUCCUCUUCCCGGCCCUGUCGCACAUCUUCAAGCUCUGCUCGUACUACCACGCUUCGUACCAUAAGCCCAACUUCCACCACCAUCAGCAUCACAUCAACCAUCUGCACUCGUUCUACCAGCAUGACAAGGAAAUCCCGGAGCUGAUCUUCACCAAGCCUCCCCGCGGCCACCCCUCGGAAUACAUACACGGAGCGCCGGUGCCACCACAUGCCCACUUCCAGCCGGAGCUACACUACGAAUCGUCCGGACCCGGACUGGGAUCAGAGUUCAUUAGCGAUAGAAACUCUUACGUAGACACCUCGUUCAAGCCGCGGUACGAAGACUUGAACGAUAUCAAUGCAUGGGGUUUGGGCACUGGCACCACAGCAGCACUGCCUCAGCAACCACCUCCAUCAUCAUCAUCAUCAUCAUCUGCAUUCUCUUCACCAUCCUCCUCCGGUAGUAGUACUAGCCACCACCGAAGCAGCAAUGUCAAUCCACUCACGCAACAUCAGUCCAGAAUCGUUAUUCCCAAACCCGUUUACGGCCCACCACCCUCCGCUUACGGACCAUCGGCCCAUGGCUAUCCAGCGUCGGCUCUGAAACGGACACCGACCGGCGCGGCCAGUUCUAUUGCAGCCGCGUACGUUUCAGCCCCAUCCGGAUCAACGGCGGCAGUGGAAGAACAGCUGAUCCGUGAAGCGCAGAGGCAGGAAGCCUACAGGAUAGCCCAGGAACAGAAACUCAUCGCCAAGCAGCAACAGAUCGUCAAUCACCAAGCGUUCGUGCAGGAGGGCGUCACUCCAAGGCCCGUCGAUCCGUUCUACAGUCCCAUUCUGCAGCGGUUGGACAAGGUGUUCAACAUGCUCGGCGUGGUGGAUGAAAACUGCCGGGAACGGCUUGUUUGCGCUAUGUACAAGGCACCGAUCAAGUACAGUCCGCACAGUAACUACGUUUCGGCGGAACUGAGCAGGGACGCCUCGGAGCUGCAGAAACCCACCUCGACGAACGCGGCCGUGAUUCGGUUCUACCGGUACGUGCAGGCCGCCCGCGACGGUCAAGACCAGCGGGACUGCCGGCAGACUUACUCGCUCUGUACAAUCAACAUUGACAAGAAGAAGUAGUAAACGCAACAAAAUAAUGACACAACAAACCAACAAUAGACCGGAAAAUAAGGCAUCAUCACAAACGAAUUCGGAACGGAACCAGUUGCUCACAAUAAGGGAAUGACGAUUUGGGCGAGGAAGCAUGCAAUACCUCAAUUUGCAGAAAAAUGUGGGAGUAUGGUUAGAAUAAUACGAUUGUCUGCGAAUUUGACAGCAAUUUCAUCGCAGAAUUCUGUCGAAACCUUAAAGAACUUGUAACUUAAACAUCUGAAGGUGUUUUUUGGAGGUUAACUGAACUUGCUCUCGUGUACAUAAUAAACAGCCAGAAAAAGUGUGAAAUGCACUGCUCAUUAGUUUGUAAGGAUUCCUCCAGUAAUAGAACGUCUAACUUAGUCAAAUUAACAUAGAACUAGUAGAUAAAUGAGGGUAUUCAGGUGUUGGAACAUGUAAUAACAACAAUUGAUAGGGACCGAAUUUCAAAACAUUACGGAAACGAUCUAUCAAAAGGCACACUAUUAGAAGAUAGCUUUCUAUGGGGUCAACUUUUGUUUUGACCGUGAAUUUUCUAACAAAAAAGUGAAAGGAAAUACAUGAGGUCCAGUAGUGUACCAAAUUGUUUCAGGUUAUAGUUAUAACGUAUUUAUUGUGAAUCGUUUCUUAGAUGAACCGAUGGUUGCUUACUGUUAGUAAUUUAUUUGUUUUAUGUUUAAUUUAUUUCAUAUUUAUUUAUUUAUUUAUUUAUUUUGUACUGUAAAAAUAGCAACUAAUAAAUUAUUAAACUU
Aedes aegypti (yellow fever mosquito) is the source of this 3796-nucleotide messenger RNA. RefSeq lists its product as uncharacterized. The record is from RefSeq and is a predicted model, not a curated record. NCBI's taxonomy places the organism in Eukaryota, Metazoa, Arthropoda, Insecta, Diptera, Culicidae. The transcript is spliced from 9 exons. Bases 954 to 3032 code for a protein of 692 amino acids.